CGCAGCUCGAAUUGUAUCUUGUGCCCAGGAAACCAAGCAUAUAAGUCCAUCCGACAGGACGUUAAGUCGAGAUCGUCAGGGCACUCCAGGGUGUAUGCCUUCCACUUUGAUAGACGUUUCCAUCAAAUCUACGAGUCAAGAUGUUUUCCCCGUCCCAAGUACUCCCAUUCCUCGACAUCGUCACCAACGAGGUGGUGACGGAGGUCCGGCGGGAGGACACUACUGAUGAUGCCGACACUAUUGCGUACAACACCAAGAUGGCUGCCACGGAGAAAGCAGCCUUCGACGCGAAUGCCUUAUCACUUGGUGAGCAGUCAGAUCCAUCGGGCUUCGCUGCGCCGCCAGCCAGUAAACCAAUCGGUAAGACGAAAGAGCAACAGGAUGCUAUCAAGGAGGUCACCGAUUUCCUCAAGGGCGAGAAGGGCAAGGGAGCGGCGUUGACCAUGAAGACCAUGGUGGCGGCUGCGACGCCCAUUCUCGUCAAUUUCGAUGAGCUCUUGACUCAGCCCAACUUGGACAAAUACAACGCAACGCUCAAUACGUCACCUAUUCUCAACAAGACUUCCACGGGCACUGGUGCUGGCACCGUCACAGAGAGCUGGGCUCACUUCGACAACUUACCUGCAGAAGCUGACACGACCAAGGGUGCGGUCCACAUGUUUCCUUACAAUGGGUCAUUCUAUCUCAGUGUUGGAAGGAGUCUGUGGAAGAAGGAACCGCGGCCCAUGACAGACACGAAACGGGCCGAUGCCAAAAACAAUUGGCCCAAACUGUUCCUUGACGGUUGGAAGAAGGUCGGUGACAAAUGCCUACCUGCAGAUAAUCUAGUCACAGUGGCAACUCAUGCAGCCGGCACGACUGCUGAUGCGGUACCUACGUUCAGUCUUUUCGUGGCAGGGCCGGACGGCAGAUUGAAAGUCUUCAAAGGCAAUGACCUCGUCGACAAUAUCUCUUUCAACGACGUGAAGUGGAAACAGCUCUGUUACUAUGCAGGAAAGCUUUUUGGGAUCGACACAGGCUCGUUCUCUUGGAAUAUCACAGUCGAUUCCAAAGACCCUACCAAGGUCGACAUCAAGGACAAAACAUUGCAAGCAUCAACGGACGGUUUGAGCUCUAACGAGCAAGGUCUGGUCGCGCUUCGGAACAAGAAGCUCUGGAGGCAGAGGGUCUCUUUGCUAUUAGGGUCGAAAACUGACUUGUUUAAGCCGCUCCGAAUCGUAGCUACCUAG
Lindgomyces ingoldianus is the source of this 1229-nucleotide messenger RNA. RefSeq lists its product as uncharacterized. The transcript is spliced from 4 exons. The record is from RefSeq and is a predicted model, not a curated record. NCBI's taxonomy places the organism in Eukaryota, Fungi, Ascomycota, Dothideomycetes, Pleosporales, Lindgomycetaceae. The coding region runs from base 141 to 1229 and encodes 362 amino acids.